Molecule: messenger RNA, 2158 nt
Organism: Trametes versicolor FP-101664 SS1
Lineage: Eukaryota; Fungi; Basidiomycota; Agaricomycetes; Polyporales; Polyporaceae
Exons: 4
Coding region: 1-1812 (603 amino acids)
Biological process (GO): cellular response to L-arginine; regulation of intracellular signal transduction
Cellular component (GO): cytosol
Source: RefSeq, a predicted model, not a curated record
AUGAGCGACGCCGAGAGUGUAACAAUCUCCCUGCUGCCCGUCUCCCUUUCGCUCGUCCAUCUACCUCGUUCACGGCUCGAGCAUUUUACGCAGCAUGUUCUCCGCCAAAUUCUCCAACCUACCCCUGUGUUCCUCAACGUAACAUGUAACGAGGUCGAAGUCAGCUUGUUCGCCGAGUAUGAUACUCUCCAGGAGUUCCACAAGGCCGCUAGGAAGGAUGCGCGUCGUGUGCGCCAGCGUGAUCGCGAAUCUCGUACGGACGCCAACUCUUCCCCCCGACGAGCGAAGCGCACCAAAGAGGACUGGGAGCCCGUCGAGGUCACCUCCGAGCGGUGGAAAGUGCUACAAAUAGACUCUCACUCUGACUGCCUAGACAACUCCGGCGCUAGAGUUCAUGAGCUCUCUGCACCGCUAGCCGCCGCUGGGAUUUCGAUCCUGUACCAGUCCUCGUACAUGAGUGACUUCAUCUUCGUCAAGGAAGAACGCCUCGCCGAAGUCAUGUCUUUGCUGGGUUCCGCAGGAUUUGAUCUGUACCUCUCCGAUCCCUCCAACCUAACGGCCCAGAUCUCGACGUUCGCGUCGCCCUUGAUCUCGCCAACUGGCGAAGACGAGCCGCCUAUCGGCAUGAUUGACUUGAACACUUUCCAGGGCACAGGGCGCAGCGACAGUGGAAUCAUCUUCACUCGGUCCAGGAGCAACACCAGCGGCACGACGAGUAGCUCAAGCUCGCGGUCGCAGGAGCUUCUCCAUCGCACAUCUACACCGCCCGACGAUCCCCGGAGUCCGUUAACACCGGAGGACACUCCUCGUGCGGACCCGACGGGCGCUCCCCCCGCCCGCCCAGCGCGCAGCCGCACCCUCUCGCACUCUCCUUCGGCAUGCGACGUCCGCGUGCUCUCGCCCGACAUUACGUGUGUAGGCCUCUCCGACGAUAGUGCGGACACAUGGUCCCUCAAAAUCAUCAAGCUGGUCGCCUUCCCCGAGCUCAUCGUGGGCUCAGUGGACGUGUCUCGACGCGCAUCAGAGAGGCGAGCACGCUCUGCCCAUCCGCAAUCUCCCUCCAUGCUCCCUGCGCUACCGGAAGAGCAAUUCCGGGUACUUUCCCUAAGCGAAGGCGAGGUCGGAAGUGGGAGUGAUACCACCACGCGUGUCGCGCCCGAGUCACCGAAAAAGGACCCGUUAGGGGACGACCUUCUCCCUGAGGACGAACGCGACGAAACUCACGACACCUUCGAUGACGAUGAUUCGAGUGACGAUGAGGACGGAACACGUCGUCGGCGCCCCCGACUCCCGCACUUGGAUACUCUGCGCACGGUCCACGCCCCUUCGAAGAGUGUGACGCCCAGUCCUCGCUCCCGCUCUACGUCCUCGUCGUCAAGCGAGUCCGCACCCCCACCCCUGGUGCCCUUCUUCUCCUUCACACGUACGCCUGAGGGGUCAUCUCUCGCCGCUCCCGUCUCUCUGCUAGCGACGCUAUUCCCGGCCAGCGAGCGGCACAUGGUCAUGUGCAGCCAGGAGCUGGACGUACUAGAUUCGCGCAACGCAUCCCCGGAGAGAUGGGAGGAAGACGAGGAAGGCAGCGUCGAUGACGACGCGGAUGGAGCUUUGCCGGAGCCUGAUGGCACGCUCAAGUGUCUCCAGAUUGACCUGAGGAAGUUCGGGCUCGAGAAACACGGUCUAGUCAACCGUUUCUCGCGGACGCUAGAAGACAACGGGAUCAACCACAUGUACAGCUCCACGUACAAGACUGCGAACCUCUUGGUCGACAAGGCGCACGCGAGCCGUGCGCAGGCGCUGCUGCGCUCGUGCUAGAUACCUCCGCACAGUUCAUGACAUCCCGAUCUCGCUCACUUGGCCAUUCCUGUCCUUAUGUCUGGCCGAUUUGGAAGCAAAACGACACGCGACGACACCCGCCGCUGCACCUACGACAGUCUUGAACUAUACCCCGUGACAUUGUGUACAACACUCCUCCAUGCUUGUCGCCUCGCCUCACCAGCCUCUCCUCUCCCAUCAUACGACACGGUCACUCGCCUCAUUCACACCCUCAUCCGGUCCUUGCCCAUGCAACAGCAGAUAUCUUCACAUUUCUGAUGCACGCGCCCAUCUUCCCCCAGCAUCACAUCCAUGCUAGAUAUCCGGACCUCCACGUCCCUCUUCC